AUGGCGGACGGCCGGCGGCGGAGGGUCUUGGUCCUCAGCGGGUGGAGCCCUGGCCCUCUGGACGUCCUGCGCAACCGCAUGCCGGACGUGGAGUUUCUGGAGCCCACCAUUCCCAUGCCUCCCUCGGGCUGUAGAUGGUGUCUGAAUCCAUUCUGCCUGCUGCUCCUCGUCGUGAUAUUCUGGCUAACACCAGAAGCUGCAUCCAACGACAAGUUGGUGGCGCAGGUCGACGAGUCCUUUGCCUGGCUAGUUCGCUUGGCCUUGCUUCUGGCUAUCCCGGUGCUGCUGCGACUUGUGGUGGCUGGCCUGGUCUGGUUCGCCAUCAAGGACGGCCUCUGGACCACGAGCCGGGCCAUUCGAGACUUCCAGCCCGACGUCCUCUUGGGCUUCUCCUGGGGGGGUGGCGUGGCACUUUGGCUUCUCUCCCAGGGCCGCUGGAAGGGCCCGACGCUGCUGUUGGCUCCCACGGUGAAUGCCAUGUCUUGGGCAGCUCAGCAGCACAUCAACAAGAAGAAAAAGAGCAAAAGAGACAUCGGCCCACGGUUUUACGUCCAAGCUUCUGACGAGCAGCUGAGCACUCAACACCAAAAGCUUGCCUGCCCAGGUCAGCUGCUGCUCAGCGCCCAGGUGGGGCUUCAAGGUUUUUACCGGAUGGCUAAGUCCUACGCUUGA
Messenger RNA from Symbiodinium sp. CCMP2456, 672 nucleotides. The record is from the annotation of a GenBank genome assembly. Lineage: Eukaryota; Dinophyceae; Suessiales; Symbiodiniaceae.